AAUGCCCUUCUGAAAAUAUCAAGAUUAUUGUAUCCCUUAUAUUCAGCUGAAGUGUCUCCUUUUGUGGGGUUUUUUUUGUUUUCAGAUUUUGAUGUUCGGUGUCGACAGGAGCUUAAAGAGCAUCUGAAGAAGAAGCUCCAACGUCUCUCUGAAGGCAUUGCUGAACAUGGAAAUAAAACAGUUCUCAAUGAGAUCUUUACAGAGCUCCACAUCACAGAGGGGUUAACUAGAGAGGUCAACCAGGAACAUGAAGUCAGACAGAUUGAAACAGAAUCCAGGAAACAGGAAACAAUCACAAGAGAAGACAUCUUUAAUGUCUCACCUGGAACAGAUCAACCAAUUAGAACAGUGAUGACCAUGGGAGUGGCUGGCACUGGGAAAACCAUCUUAACAAGGAAGUUCACUCUGGACUGGGCUGAAGGCAAAACCAACCAAGAUAUUGAUUUCAUAUUUCCCAUCGCUUUCAGAGAGCUAAAUAACUUGAAAGAAGAAAAGUUCAGCAUGGUGGAGCUGAUUCACAGUUUGUUUCAUAAAACCAAAGGAAUCAGCAACUUUGAAGCGUUCCAAGUUCUGUUCAUCUUUGAUGGCCUGGAUGAGAGUCGACUUCCUCUGGACUUCGAAAAAACUAAAAUAUUAACUGACCCUGAACAGUCCAACUCAGUGGAUGUUCUGGUGAUAAACCUCAUCAGGGGGAAACUGCUUCCCUCUGCUCUCCUCUGGAUAACCACAAGACCAGCAGCAGCCAGUCAGAUCCCUGCUGAGUUCACUGACAUGGUGACAGAGGUCAGAGGGUUCACCGACCUCCAGAAGGAGGAGUACUUCAGGAAGAGAUUCAGAGGUGAUGAAGAGAAGGCCAGCAGGAUCAUCUCCCACAUGCAGAAAUCAAAAAGUCUCCACAUUAUGUGCCACAUUCCAGUUUUCUGCUGGAUCACUGCUGAAGUUUUGGAGGAUGUGAUAAUGACCAAAGAUGCAGGAGACAUGCCCAAGAUGCUGACUGAGAUGUACAUAGAGUUCUUGCUGGUUCAACUCACAUUCAAGAAGAAAAAGUUUGGAGGAGCUGAAAAGGUUGCUGAGAACAUGAUCUUGAUUGUUUCUCUAGGAAGACUGGCUUUUGAGCAGUUGCUGAAAGGAAAGAUGAUCUUCGAUGAAUCAGACCUCACACAGUGUGGCAUCGACAUCAAAGAUGCUUCAUUGUUUUCAGGAGUUUUCACUGAGAUGUUUAAAAAGAAAAGAAGGACGCGCAACAUCUCUGUCUUCUCCUUUGUCCAUCUGAGCUUCCAGGAGUUUCUGGCUGCAGUCUACAUGCUCCACUGUUUCACAAGCAGGAAGUCAGAGGUGAUCCAGAUGUUCCUGGGAGAAGAAUACAUAGAAACAUCUCUAGAUGAGUUCAUGAAGAAAGUCAUGGAGAAAUCCCUCAGCAGUAAAAAUGGCCACCUGGACCUGUUUGUCCGCUUCCUUCAUGGUCUCACUGUAGAGUCCAACCAGAGUCUCUUAGGAGGCCUACUGGGUCAGACAGAGAACAGUCCAGAAACCAUUCAGAGAAUCAUUACCAACCUGAAGGAGAUGAACACUGAUAGAAUCUCUCCUGACAGAAGCAUCAACAUCUUCCACUGUCUUGUGGAGAUGAAUGACCUCUCAUUUUAUCAGGAGAUCCAAUGGCUGCUGGAUUCAGGGAAGAAACUCUCAGUGACUGAUUGUUCAGCUCUGGCCUUCAUGCUGCAGAUGUCAGAGGUUCUGAAUGAGUUGGACUUGCAGAAGUACAACACUUCAUGGGAUGGACGACAGAGACUGCUUCCAGCUUUGAGGAACUGCAGAAAGGCUCGACUUGGUGGCUGGAGGAUCCAAAAGGCUGAUUGUGAAGUUGUGGCCUCAGCUCUGAAGUCCAACCCAGAUCUGACUGAACUGGAAAUUAGUGAGAUUGACAUAUAUAAAGGUGGAGAUGCUGAUAUGAAGCCUCUGUCUGAGAUCCUGGAGAGUUCUGUCAGUGAAGUGAAGAAUCUGGGAUUGGAUCUCUGCAGUUUGUCAGAGACCAGCUGGACUUUGCUGUUCUCAGCUCUGAAGUCCAACCCAACCCAUCUGAUAGACUUGGAGCUGGACAACACUAUUCUGGGAGAUUCUGGAAUGAAGGAGCUCUGUGGUUUUCUACAGACUGAAGGCUGCAGACUGGAGAGAUUGAGAUUGUUGAACUGCUCGAUGUCAAAGAUCAGCUGUGAUUAUCUGGCCUCAGCUCUGAAGUCCAGCGACCUCUAUAUGACAAAACUGGACCUGAGAGGAAAUAUCCUGGAGGAUUCAGAUGUUCAGCGGCUGAAGCGUUUUGUAGAGACUGUAGAGUGGGAUUCUUACAGUUCUUCUUGCCCCCGUCGUGGACCAAGUUUUGUCUCCACCAGCGCAAGGCUACUAAACCUUUCAUGAAGUUUUGAUCUGAACUAGAUUCAACUAGAAAGUUGAUCUUUUUUCUGAUUCGUUUUUGUCCUGGAACCAGAAAUGGUCUGAGAAUGGAAACAUGGGAAUCAUUUUCAGUUCGGCUCUGAAUCAUGAAAGACACUUCAAACCUCUUUUCUCUGCUGCUUCUUCUUCUGUUGACAGGAAAAUGUUCCUCAAAG
Molecule: messenger RNA, 2603 nt
Organism: Poecilia latipinna (sailfin molly)
Lineage: Eukaryota; Metazoa; Chordata; Actinopteri; Cyprinodontiformes; Poeciliidae
Product: protein NLRC3-like
Exons: 5
Source: RefSeq, a predicted model, not a curated record